AUGCCCAUCACCAUGUACACCAUGAUCGGUAGUCCACCCUGCGCCUUCGUCCGUUCUCUGGCCAAGAAGAUCGGCGUAGAACUCGAGCUCAAGAACCUUGAUUUCUUCAAGAAGGAGCAUCUCACACCAGAAUACCUUAAGAUAAACCCUUUCCACAAGGUACCGACGCUUGACGAUUCGGCAUUUAUCGUUUACGAGAGCAAAGCUAUAGCUUACUACUUGCUGCGUAAGUACGCUCCCAAGAGUGAACUCUAUCCAGAGUGCGUGAAGCACCGCACUCGCAUCGACCAGGUCCUUACCGCUGUUUGCAGCACAAUCCAACCUCACAAGGUGACCUUUUUCAUGCGUUUCAUCGCCAAGGUCAAGUUUUCGAAUCUGCGCGAUUACUACGAGCGUGUUUUCCCGAAAUCACUGGUUUCGACAAGAUCUACGAGCCAGUCCUCCCCGCCAUACAAGAGCGUUGGCUUGACUUGA
This is a messenger RNA of Rhipicephalus sanguineus (brown dog tick), 474 nucleotides long. RefSeq names its product glutathione S-transferase D1-like. Gene Ontology annotation, biological process: glutathione metabolic process. Gene Ontology annotation, molecular function: glutathione transferase activity. Lineage: Eukaryota; Metazoa; Arthropoda; Arachnida; Ixodida; Ixodidae. The record is from RefSeq and is a predicted model, not a curated record.